Messenger RNA from Brassicogethes aeneus, 926 nucleotides. The record is from the annotation of a GenBank genome assembly. NCBI's taxonomy places the organism in Eukaryota, Metazoa, Arthropoda, Insecta, Coleoptera, Nitidulidae.
UUUAGAUGAUGAAACAUGUACAAAUUUCACCUUUUCGAAGUAGAGCCGACACAGUUUCGCUCAGUUCAGUUACUUCGUAUGGAAGUCUUAGUCCUGAACCCCUAGAAAGUCGCUCAUCCAGCUAUUCUUCCCUGGUUGAUACUGGAUCCACACAUUUUCAGAUAACCAUAAAGGUGUACGCAAGGUGUUUACGACCCGAUAUUGAAUAUAAAACACUCAGUAUUACAAAUAAAUCCACGUGCAAGGAAAUUGUUUCAACAUUACUUGGAAAAUAUAAAAUGAAACAUAGAGACCCAAAAUUAUUUUAUCUUAGUAUGGAGGUUACAGUAAGAAAAGCUGGAAUUAAGACAAAUUUACCUCUGGAUGAUGAAGCAAGGCCAGCAGCAUUACAAAGUUGUCACCCAAAAGGGGAUUCCAAGUUUUCUCUACAAACACGAAGAGGAGGCUUGAUAAAAGUUUUUGAUUCCGUAUUAAACUCCAACUCGCAAUACAAAAGUUUAUUAAUUAGUGCAAAAACAACUGUAGAUGAAUUAAUAUGUUUGCUUUUAAAUUGUUACAAUAGUAAGGAACGUUAUGAUCAUUUUUCACUGUAUGAAGUUAAUAUCAAGAAGAUGCAACAAAGAAAAUUGCAUCAUGAUGACAGACCACUUCAAGUACAGCUAACAUGGAAUUCAGUUCAUGAUUAUCAUUUUAUUGUUAAGAGAAAUCCAGAUUGCCUCCUUCUUUCUCGUCGAAAGGCAUUUUGGUUUUCGGAACCUUUUAAAGAAACAGAAAAUAGAAAUCCUAAAUCACAGCCAGCCCUGUGCUCAGAAAAAAUGAACAGUUCUUCAUUGUCAUUUUUAAACUCGAAUGGAAGUUCUUCAUAUGCAAACUAUGAAAACUACUUUUAUAUAUAGUGGUAGUGUUUUAUAUAUAUAUAUAUGUAU